Messenger RNA from Tuber aestivum (summer truffle), 1561 nucleotides. NCBI's taxonomy places the organism in Eukaryota, Fungi, Ascomycota, Pezizomycetes, Pezizales, Tuberaceae. The record is from the annotation of a GenBank genome assembly.
AUGUACCUGAGGGAUCAGAACUCUGUCUCCAGGUUUGACAGAUACCUCGAUUCUCUUUCCCUCUUUGUCGGUCCCUCCAGGACCGACAGCAAGGACCUUGGCCUCAGAGAGUUUUUCAACAGUGGAUUCCGGGAGGUAGAUUCCAGAUGCAGUUUUUGCCUCGGCCUUGACACGCUGGACCAAUAUGCGGUCGAGGAGAGGUGCAAGUGACUUGAUAGAGCGAAGAGAAGUAGCCUAGCAAACGAACAAACCAUCAGUGAGAAUUCAUAUAUUCCAAUCAAACCUCGUAACUAACCAUUGCGAAUAUCAAGAAUAACCCGGAAUUCCAGCAGUUGAAGGUAAUUAGUCGAAGGGAUCGAAAGUUAUUGCACAGAUUAUGCUGUUGGACAGACUGGCGGUAGAGGAGAAGGAAGAAGAGAGGAGGAAGAAAUUCGCAAACCCGUCAAAGGGCACCCUCAAAUUUGUACCAUACGAAAAGUCUUGGCAGAAUUCUCCAGAAACCGAGAUGGCACACACCGCAAACCCGCUACCGGUAGACUAGACUACCGUGACAACCCACCGUCAUCGCACUGCAUCACAAAACACUCUCUACAUCGACUCCCUCCAUUUCCGCCUCUUCACUGCCCCCCGCAUUUUCAUCGAUUGGGACAUGAAUUCUUUCAGAGCCGCUGGCAGGAUCGCCCUCAGAGCGAAGCCCACCAGGACGCUUUUUGCUCCACGCAGAAACUACGCCGAGGUUGCGGGGCCGGCUGACAAGAUUCGGCUGUCAUUAACGCUUCCUCAUCAGGUGGGGUGGUUUCUUUGUUUUUUUUUUUUGAGAGCACUCGGAGACUUUCAAAAAUUGAUUUUGUUUGCUGAGUCCUGUUUCGUUUUUACUUUCUAGUCUAUCUACAAAGCUUCAGAUGUGUGAGUUUUCCCCAUCACGAUCUUCUCAUCCCCUGCUAGCUUAGGGAGGGAGAUACGUAUAAAGCGCUGGAGAGUUGUAUAUCAUCACAAACCUCAAAAUAACUAACCAACAGCCCUACGUUACAGCAUUCAGGUCAACAUCCCCGCCGAAUCCGGCGACAUGGGUAUACUCGCCAACCACGUCCCGUCGAUUGAGCAGCUCCGACCCGGCGUAAUUGAUAUCAUCGAGGAGGGCGCCGGCAGCAAGCAAUUCUUCCGUUAGUGAACUCCCUUAACGAUAAAACCACCAGCCCACCCCACCUCAUUGACAAAAGCAUUAUGUGGGAUUUAGUAUCCGGCGGCUUUGCAGUCGUCCAGCCAGACUCUCAAUUGAGUAUAAACGCCGUCGAAGCCUUCCCUCUGGAGGACUUUAGUCCCGAGGCGGUACGUGCUCAGCUCGCCGAGGUGCAGAGGAUUGCCAGCGGAAGUGGUAGUGAACAAGAUAUUGCGGAGGCCAAGAUUGAGCUCGAGGUUUGCUUUAACCCCCUCUCCCCAAACCCCGGAUUCUGUGACGUUGGGAGAGCGAGCCAGUGAGCGAGGAGAAAUCCGAUUCACCGGGUAAUUGACGCUUUAAACCUUACAGGUUCUCGAAACUCUUCAGGCGGCUUUGAAAUAA